Messenger RNA from Pyricularia grisea, 2490 nucleotides. RefSeq lists its product as uncharacterized. NCBI's taxonomy places the organism in Eukaryota, Fungi, Ascomycota, Sordariomycetes, Magnaporthales, Pyriculariaceae. The record is from RefSeq and is a predicted model, not a curated record. The transcript is spliced from 4 exons. Gene Ontology annotation, biological process: protein homooligomerization. Bases 761 to 2242 code for a protein of 493 amino acids.
ACCUUUGAUAGCGACCACCCAACUUAGCAUAGCACAACCGUCUUUAGCUUACUUGGUGCAACUAUUUACUGUGCAGAUUCGCAUGCUGCUUGUGGAGGUUCUUAUCCAGAGAAUAUUUGUUGCAUCUGCAUGUAUGACUUGCCUAUUUGCACAUUACUUCUUGAUCCUUAGUCUAUCUAGGUACACCCGAAAAUCCGAGUCUUUCUGACGGGCCAUGCUGAACCAGCUGCCCCUGCCAGUCCGUUGAGCCUAGCGCAUACCGGGGGUUCCAAAGAUACAAAGCCGUUCGGGUGGUUGCAGAAAUCAUCUCCAACGACUUGAGAGAAUAAAGGCACGGACUACAGAUGUGACAUGGACUAGCUCUAGACAAUCAACCAAACUAAGAUAGUCUAGGUCUAAGACUUGAGCACAGAUCUAGCCUCAGUCUGGUACUAGAAACCCGCUCAAAGGUGUUGGACAAAAAACAAAUAUAUCCUUUGGAGAGGCACGACGACAGCCCACAAAAUAUUUUGGGACGAUUAAGCAGCCACACAGCCGUCAGCGCAUGGUUAGCUGGCAUCAAACUCACAGGCAACACUAGACUGUCUACAUCUCAUGAUCCCCUGUUAGCACUCGUGUGCUCGGACGGAUCUCAUAUGAGAGGACUGAUUUCUUCUGAACCGAUCGCAGUGUAGAGUAUUAGCCCACCGACAAGGGGUAGCAAGCCCCAGUAGACUUUAAGGCCCCCGGCUUGCCUCUUGUCCCACCGCUCCGUUGCGCCAUGUUCUCAAAAGACAGAAACGGGAUUUCAGCGGCCUUCAUGGCUGCCGAUCGUGGCGAUAGUGCAGAACAUCAGUCCGGUCCGCCGGAUGAGCUCACACAGGAUUGCAAACUCGUCAGCAAGAUCCCUAGAAUUCUGCCCCAUGAGCGCGUCUUCCCUAUCCAGAUUGGCUCCAAAUUGUUCAAGCUCUCUGGCGCAUCGCUAUCAUCAGACGCUCCGUCGUAUUUCUCUCAAUAUUUUCAAUGCCAAAUAAAGACGGCAGAAGAAAAUGGAGACGACACUUGCUCGUCCAUUCGUACCCUGUACAUUGAUCGGGAUCCUAUGACGUUUCAGGACAUUGCUCUGCAUCUACAAGGCUAUCACGUCCAUCCUAGGGAUGGUACACACUUUGUACGGCUAUUUGCUGAUGCCCAGUUCUACUCUCUCCCCAAGUUGAUAUCACAGCUUUAUGAAGAGUCUAUCUUUAUGUCCAUCGGCCAUCGGGAGUUCCAAAUCCCUCGCGAUCUUUUCAAAGACCCGGGGAACUCUCCCAACUUCUUCACACUGGGCUUCGCUAUCUUCUUCUCAUCCCCGGACGACCUUUUCCCGGGCCUGGACCGCAGAGACCUAAUCCGCCCGCCCUCAAUUAUGCCCCCCUCUGUCCCUCACCGCUCUGCGGAUACCUUUGAAGAGAUCCUCCACUUGUUACGUGGCAACCCCGUUAAUGUCCGUGACGAGACGCACCGACAGACUCUUCUCCGUGAUGUGAGGUACUUCAACUUUAAGGGACUCGAGCAGCGUCUCAUCUCCCACUGCACCUCAUAUAAUCAGCUCCGAGCCCGCCACCAAAUCCUACUCCGCAUCGAAGACAUCUACAAAUCCGGCAUCAGCGUCUUCCCGGAACAACCAUCUGCCGUAGAAGCUGCUCCGUCUCAUGGCUGGGUGAAUUAUGCGCGUCCGUACCUGUCCGACAAGCCCGCCGAGCUGGUCCUGCAGAUCGGGGGUAACACCUCGCGGGUGGGACCGCUGGAACCCAUCAUACGGGACGACUUUGCCUCCUCACCCGGUUCCACGAUCUUCACGGCACAGUUGGAGUUCUUCCUCGACGUCAAGAAACGGGUUGCUCGCCUCUUUGAUGUUGUGGGCUCACUCCUCAAGGUCUCGGUGGUACAGGCGGAUCAACUCGUUGCUCUCAUCGACAGGAAUACAGCGAUAACGUUAGACGGAAAGGACUUCACAGGCCACCUGGAUGGUGACGACCAGGCGGACGAAGACGUUGACAUGAUGGCGGCGGGCACCGAUUUGCCACCACGCAAGAGGAGAAGGACAGUCGAUUCUCGGCAGCGGCCCGGAGUCGAGACUUCUGGCUGGGUAAUCCGGACCGGGCAAUGGCGGUUGCGGACGCGCUGUUUGCACGGCACGCUCGAGUGUCUAUUCGUUGCGGUCAAGCUAGAAGCAUUUUCAUCAGAGCACUCGAGUAACGCCAUGGCGGAAUUUCUUUGAUUGUGCAUUUAUUUCAUGUGGGAUCAAGGCCCCUGUUGAGACUCUCAACUCGAACUGCAUAGGUCAUUACUUUGUUAGGAUACCUGUUUGUUUGGCAUUUGGAAAGAGGUUGGGCGAAUUACUACCUAUUUAUUUGUUGGGCAUAUUCAGCGCCCCAGGAGAGAUGUGGGACGCAGGUAUACGAACACUAAUUUCACGAUGCAUAUCACGGUAUCAUAUCGUAUCGGAAGCCAAUUUAAACAUAUUCC